AUGUUGGAGUGCCGGGAGGGGGAGGAGGGGGUGGCGGAGAGGCCGGCGACGGCGGGGGAGUGGGGGAGGGUGAGGUGGAUGGAGGAGGGUGAGGAGGCGGUGAGGAGGGUGGGGGAGGAGUUGGGGUUGUGGUUUGACAGGUGGGACAUGGAGUACUACAGGAGGUUGUUUUGCGAGGAGUUGAGGAGGAAUCCGACGACGGUGGAGUUGUUUGACUUGUCGCAGAGCAAUUCGGAGCACGCGAGGCACUGGUUUUUCAAGGGGGUGUUGAGGAUAGGGGGGGAGGAGAUGGGGCGUUCGUUGAUGGAGUUGGUGAGCGAGACGUUGGAGAGGAACAGGACGAAUUCGUUGGUGGCGUACAGCGACAAUGCGAGUGUGGUGAGGGGGUUUAGGACGGUGGUGUGCGAGCCGAGCGAGGGGGGGAGGGCGAGUAGGGUGGAGGAGAGGAGUGCGGAGUACGACGUGACGUUUACGGCGGAGACGCACAAUUUCCCGACGGGGGUGGCGCCGUACCCGGGGGCGGAGACGGGGGUGGGGGGGAGGAUAAGGGACGGACACGCGGUGGGGAGGGGGUCGGUGGUGGUGGGUGGGACGGCGGGGUACGCGGUGGGUCAGUUGAGGGUGCCUGGGUACGAGUUGGAGUGGGAGGAGGGGGGUUGGGGGUACCCGGGGAACGUGGCGUCGCCGUUGGAGGUGUUGAUAGGGGCGAGCAACGGGGCGAGUGAUUACGCGAACAGGUUUGGGGAGCCGUUGAUAGCGGGGUACGCGAGGGCGUUUGGGGCGGUGGCGAGAGGGGAGAGGAGGGAGUACGUGAAGCCGAUAAUGUUUUCGGGGGGGUUGGGGCAGAUAGAGAGGGGUGCGCUGAGGAAGGGGGAGGUGAGGAGCGGGAUGUUGGUGGUGAAGAUAGGUGGGCCGGCGUACAGGAUAGGGAUAGGUGGGGGGGCGGCGUCGUCGCAGGUGCACGGGGAGAACAGGGAGGAGUUGGAUUUCAACGCGGUGCAGAGGGGGGACGCGGAGAUGGAGCAGAGGGUGGACAGGGUGGUGCGCGCGUGCGCGAGGAUGGGGAGGAGGAAUCCGAUCGUGAGCAUUCACGACCAGGGGUCUGGGGGGAACGCGAACGUGUUGAAGGAGUUGGUGGGCGCGCUGGGGGCGCGGAUCGAGGUGGACAGGUUCCCGUUGGGGGACGAGACGCUGAGCACGUUGGAGAUUUGGUGCGCGGAGUACCAGGAGAACGACGCGGUGUUGAUUGAGCCGGAGAGCGAGGAGUUGUUCGCGUCGAUAUGCGAGAGGGAGCGGUGUCCGUAUGCGUGCGUGGGGAGGGUGAGUGGGGACGGGAGGGUGGUUUUGGUGGAGAGGGGGAGGGAGCGAGACGAGGAGCAGCCGUAUUGCUUGCCGCAGGAGAAGGUGUUGGGUGGGAUGCCGCGAAAGGUGUUCGAGAGUGAGGCGUUUUCGCCGCUGCGCUGGCCACUGUCGGUGCCGGCGGAGUUGGAGGUGGGCAGGGCGCUGAGGGAGCUGGUGUUGCCGCACGUGGAGGUGGGCUCGAAGCGGUUCCUGACGAGCAAGGUGGAUCGGAGCGUGACGGGUCUGGUGGUGCAGCAGCCGUGCGUGGGGCCGCUGCAUGUACCGGUGGCGGACUGCGGGAUC
Schistocerca gregaria is the source of this 1644-nucleotide messenger RNA. RefSeq lists its product as uncharacterized. The annotation marks the transcript as partial. NCBI's taxonomy places the organism in Eukaryota, Metazoa, Arthropoda, Insecta, Orthoptera, Acrididae. The record is from RefSeq and is a predicted model, not a curated record. The transcript has a single exon.